UUCAUAUGGACAUUGCUCAUCACGACAGGCUGCGAUCGGCUGGGAAGUAUUUCCCGCCACACGGAUUACAGGAGUUGACCUGCAAGGCUCCGUGAGACUUUUCUAUAACGGCAGCCUGCAGGCUUGAUCCUAGAAGAGGGGGGCGGUAGAGCAACACGGGGGAACGAAGAGGAGGGAGAUUAGGAAGAGGCGGCGGACAAGCCUUCACCGCUCAAGCCUCUCUUGGGCUUGGCCUAAACGUGCUGCCUUGGCACCUGCACGGUCACAGCGUCUCCGCUGCAGUCCCCUACAUAGGCCCAGGGCGUCCAGCACCGGGGGCGGCAAAGAGGUGAACUCCCACGUGCGCGGCCCAGGUGGGGGCCAGGGGACGUGUUGAAAGAAAGAGAAAAACACACAAAGAAGAAUAGCAAGAAGAAACACACAGAGACCUGGAAGAGGGUGGAACACCAGUGGAGGCGGUGCCAUGGAUCUCACCGCCGCCCCCAAUCAGCUAAGGGCUAAGGGAUCAUCCAGGGCCUGAAGCCUUCGGCCUACCGUACAUCCUUCAACGAGCGCCCCCGCUUUAUGGGAUCGCCCCAAAAACAGCUGGUCGAAUCAUCCGGGCGUGAGGGGCAGGCGCUGACGGCCCGCGCGGCCAAAGCGCCUCAGGCCUCCAAGCGCCCGCCACACGCGUCGAGGCAGGCCCCGUGCGUCCACCGGGCCUCAGCCUCCACGCCUCGUCGCCGCAGAGCCUCGCCACCGUGAGCGCCGCGUCCGUGUGCGCCAGCGCCUCCCUCGCGCUGCCGGCGAUGCUGCUCAGCGCGCUGCGGGCCAGCAGCGCGCGGGCCUCGCCGUGGCGGCUGCCGAGCCCGCGGAAGAGCGCGGCCGCGCGCUCCGCGGACGCCGCCAGCGCCGCCGUAGUCCCCGCGCCGCAUCAGGGCCUCCGUCUGCCAGUACAGCGCCUGCGCCAGGCGCCCCGCGUCGCCCCCGCGCUCCGCCGCCCGGACCGUCUCCGCUGCGGCGGCCGCCAGCUCGCCGCCGCUCUCGGCGCCGCUGGAGGCUGCGCUGCUGCCACCCGCGUCACUCAAGCCGUCCGGCGCCUCCGCCGCCCUGGUUGACUCGGUCAGCGUCUUGCACACGAGCGGGCUGGCCUCCUCGACGGAUGAUCUCCAGCCUCCAAUUCGAUGCUCUCGUGCACGUCCACAUGGCAGACAUCAAAGUGAGCCAUGAGGCCCAGCGCGCUGGUCGCUUUGGCCAGGGCGCACGACUGCUGUGAGGGCUUGAGCCUCUUGACACU
Messenger RNA from Prorocentrum cordatum, 1276 nucleotides. NCBI's taxonomy places the organism in Eukaryota, Dinophyceae, Prorocentrales, Prorocentraceae. The record is from the annotation of a GenBank genome assembly.